Messenger RNA from Anisakis simplex (herring worm), 279 nucleotides. The record is from the annotation of a GenBank genome assembly. NCBI's taxonomy places the organism in Eukaryota, Metazoa, Nematoda, Chromadorea, Rhabditida, Anisakidae.
AUGUCAUUUGACGAAUGCGAUGAGAGCGCAAAGAGUGAAAAUAUCGAUCCAUCGAAAUACGGUGAACUGCGAUUGAGGCUGUUCUAUACGGCCGAUCAUGUGUUACCGUUGGAGUUAUAUAAACCUCUGCAAAUGAACCUGAUCAAUUCACUGGGCACACAACCCUUCUGUACAACUACAGCCGGUCUCUUAGAAUAUUUACCUUCGGUUAGUUCGAACUUAUUUGAAGAUGAAGAGAUCCGAUAUGAAUGUUCGUGUUACAAUUGGUUCAGGAUGUGA